GCGCAGGCGAGAUCAUGACUAUCGCCACACCACCUUCUGCCGCGUGGAGAUACGAGAGGGGAAGAGUGUUUAGUGUGGCAAGAGCAGCGGGGAUCCGCGGAUCUGGAAGCAGCCAAAAGCGUUCUGUAAAUAGUGUUUCUUGAAAUUAGAAAGCAAAGUGGAGAUUUGGGUUGCCUGGGCCCAAAGCAAGAAAUAUUUGCAUAUAUGAAUACGAGAAAUAAGAGCGGAUCCGGGGUGUGACAGUCUCAGCAGCACUGAGGUCUGAAUCAGCGGUUUAGGGUUUUAGUACCCUUUUCGAAUCCCAGUUGAAGGACAUGGAAGCACAGGAAGAGGAAGGGAAAAAUGACCAUGUCUUAAGGAAGCUACAAGAGUCUGUGGAUUCCAAUCCUGAUGACGCCUCCCUUCAUUUUAAUCUCGGGGUCUUCUUGUGGGAAAAGGAGGAACAAGAGUGGAAGGAAAAAGCUGCGGAGCAUUUUGUAAGAUCAGCCAAAUUAAAUCCGCAGAAUGGGGACGUAUUCAGAUAUUUGGGGCAUUAUUACGCAAGGGUAUCCGUUGAUACUCAGAGAGCUUUCAAGUGUUACCAGAGAUCGGUCACCCUUAAUCCCAAUGAUUCCGAUUCUGGGGAAGCGUUGUGUGAUUUGUUGGACCUAGGAGGAAAGGAGACUUUAGAGAUUGCGGUCUGCAGGGAAGCAUCAGAGAAGUCCCCUAGGGCUUUUUGGGCUUUUCGAAGAUUGGGUUACCUGCAGCUCCAUCAAAAUAAAUGGUCUGAAGCAGUACAGAGUCUUCAACAUGCCAUUCGAGGGUAUCCUAGCUGUGCUGAUUUGUGGGAAGCUCUGGGGCUUGCCUACCAGCGAUUGGGUAUGUUUACUGCAGCUAUAAAGUCAUAUGGGAGAGUCAUUGAAUUGGAGGAUUCCAGAAUCUUCGCAUUGGUUGAGAGUGGAAAUAUCUUUUUGAUGCUUGGUUCCUUUAGAAAGGGUAUCGAGCAAUUUCGGCAAGCUUUGGAGAUCUCACCUGAAAGUGUAUCUGCACACUAUGGUCUUGCUUCUGGGCUGCUUAGUUUGUCAAAGGAAUGUACCAAUUUGGGUGCUUUUAGAUGGGGAACUUCACUUUUAGAGGAAGCAUCUAAAGUUGCAAAAUCAACUACCUGUUUGGCUGGAAAUGUUUCAUGUAUUUGGAAAUUGCAUGGGGAUAUUCAGCUUGCAUAUGCAAAAUGUUUACCGUGGUUGGAGGAAAACUGGAACCUAGAGAUUGAUGAGGAAGCUUUCAGUAACUCCAUUCUUAAUUGGAAGCGAUCCUGCUGUUUGUCUGCGAUAUCUGCCAAUUAUUCUUACCAGAGGGCUUUGCACUUAGCCCCAUGGCAAGCUAAUAUCUAUACUGAUAUUGCAAUAAGUUCAGAUCUCAUUUGCUCUUUGAAGGAGGAUGAUAAACAUAACCCAAAUUCUUGGCAGCUACCUGAAAAAAUGUCUUUGGGAGGCUUGUUACUUGAGGGUGACAAUAAUGAGUUCUGGGUGACAUUGGGAUUUGUAUCUGGUCAUAAUGCACUGAAGCAACAUGCUUUUAUCAGGGGACUGCAGUUAGAUGUAUCUUUAGCUGUUGCAUGGGCAUGCCUUGGGAAGCUUUAUAGAAAAGAGGGCGAGAAGCAAUUGGCAAGGCAGGCAUUUGAUUCUGCUAGAAGUAUAGAUCCUUCACUUGCAUUACCAUGGGCAGGCAUGUCAGCUGAUACACAUGCCAGGGAUCCCACAACAGAUGAGGCUUAUGAGAGUUGUUUACGUGCUGUGCAGAUAUUGCCUGUUGCAGAGUUUCAAAUUGGCCUUGCAAAGCUUGCUCUUCUUUCAGGUCACCUUUCAUCCUCACAGGUCUUUGGAGCCAUCCAACAGGCUGUGCAGCAUGCACCUUACUAUCCAGAAUCCCAUAAUUUGAAUGGACUGGUUUGUGAGGCACGGUGUGAUUAUCAGUCUGCUGUUGCUUCUUAUAGGCUAGCACGCUGCGCAAUCAACACCUUUUCAGGCUCCAUAUUGAAAUCCCAUUUGAGAGACAUAUCAUUUAAUAUUGCAAGAUCACUCAGUAAAGCAGGGAAUGCCCUUGAUGCUGUUCAAGAAUGUGAAGAUUUGAAGAAAGAAGGUCUGCUUGAUGCACAAGGUUUGCAAAUAUAUGCUAUCUCGUUAUGGCAAAUUGGUGAAAAUGACCUUGCCCUGUCUGUGGCAAGGGAUCUAGCUGCAAGUGUUUCUGCCAUGGAACAGGCUUCUAGGGCCACUUCUGUUAGUUUCAUAUGUAAAUUUCUGUAUAAAAUAUCUGGGCAGGAAUCAGCAAUAAUAAGCAUUUUGAAAAUGCCGAAAGAACUAUUUCAGAAUUCAAAGAUUAGUUUUGUUGUGUCCGCCAUUGACGCUCUUGAUGAAAGUAAUAAGCUGGAAUCAGUUGUUUCAAGCAGUCGAUGCUUUCUUGCAUCUCAUGAAGAGAUCGCUAGAAUGCACUGUUUAGUAGCACUUGGUAAACUGGUCAAACAAGGAUCAGAGCACUGCCUUGGAUUUGAAAAUGGGGUUCAUCACCUUAGAAAAGCUCUUCACAUGUUCCCUAACAGUGUUUUGAUAAGGAAUCUUCUUGGUUAUCUUUUACUAUCCUCUCAAGAAGGGGAAGAUGCUCAUAGUGCUAGUAGGUGCUGUAUUGUAGACCCCUCCCACUCUCCCAAUAAAGAAGGUUCAAAGUCAGCAUUUGAGAUCCUUGGUGCUGGAGCAGUUGCUUGCUUUGCCAGUGGCAUGAGCAACCAGAAAUUCUCUUUCCCAACAUGCAGAUACCGGUGCAUGAGUGGACCAGGAGCAAUACAACAGCUGCAGAAGUGGUUGCAUAGAGAACCUUGGAACCAUAAUGCACGUUACUUGUUGAUACUUAAUUUUCUACAGAAGGCACGUGAAGAGAGAUUUCCAAGACAUCUUUGUACAAUAAUUGAGCGGCUAAAUUUUGUGGCUAUUUCCAACCACUUAUAUUUAAAGAAGGAUACAUGUUGUCAAUACCAAAAGUUCCAGCUGCUACUUUGUGCUUCUGAAAUCAGUUUGCAAGGUGGUGAUCAUCUUGGCUGUGUCAACCAUGCUGAAAAUGCUUCAACACUCUUGCUUCCUGAUUGCUACCUCUUUUUUGCGCAUUUGCAACUAUGCCGUGCUUAUGUUGCAAAAGAUGAUUUUAAAAAUCUACGGAAAGAGUAUAUAAAAUGCUUGGAGCUUAAAACAGAUUAUUGUAUCGGUUGGCUAUGUCUUAAAUUCAUGGAUUCUCACCAUGAACUACAAAAUGAUUUGAGCAUCUCAGAGUUGAACUUCAAGGAGUGCUCAAAGGAGAGAAAGAGUUCAUGUAACAAGUGGAUGGCUUUAUUUGAUUUGCUGCAGGGUCUGAUUUCUGUUCAGAAUCAAGAUUUUCUCUGCGCAGAAGAAUUUCUUGCGCAAGCUUGUUCAUUGUCAGAUACUGAGAGCUGCAUCUUCCUAUGUCAUGGUGUCAUUUGUAUGGAGCUUGCCAGGCAGCAGUGUGAUUCCCAGUAUUUGUCACAUGCUAUAAAGAGUCUCAUGAAAGCCCAAGAGAUUUCUCUGAUUCCCUUACCUUUUGUCCCAACAUUGCUAGCUCAAGCAGAGGCAAGCAGAGGCUCUAAAGCAAAGUGGGAGAAAAAUCUCUGUCUUGAAUGGUUUUCUUGGCCACCAGAGGUGAGGCCUGCUGAACUCUUUCUUCAAAUGCAUUUGCUUGCAAGACACUCCAAAUCCGGGUCUGAGUCAUCCUCCUGUGUGGAGCCCUAUCAGAGCCAACAGAGGUGGGUUCUCCGGGCAAUCCAUUUGAACCCUUCUUGUUUGAGAUAUUGGAAGGUUUUGCAGAAGUUAAUGCAGUGAUUUGCACUCACCACCAUUUCAUGGACUGGGUGUCGAGGAAGGCUAAACGCUCAAAAUCCCAUCAGUGUGCUUCUGAGAUCAACUCAAGUAGUUACUAAAAAACUAAUCAAAUUUCAAAUCCUCAUGAACAGAUGUGCUGGCCAUUGUCUAAUCAUAUCUGUAAAUUAUGUCAUCAUGUUGUUCCAAAUGUCUGUAGCUUAGAGCAUGGACUCUACAUAUUGUAGUUCAUGUUGAGCUGAAAAGUAGGUUUUAAUUGUUUAGUAGAAUUGAUAUAUUUUUCAACAUUUAAUAAAAAGCAUAAGGAUUUCCUUUAGGCAAA
Molecule: messenger RNA, 4182 nt
Organism: Vitis riparia (riverbank grape)
Lineage: Eukaryota; Viridiplantae; Streptophyta; Magnoliopsida; Vitales; Vitaceae
Product: tetratricopeptide repeat protein SKI3
Exons: 22
Coding region: 315-3863 (1182 amino acids)
Cellular component (GO): Ski complex
Molecular function (GO): protein binding
Source: RefSeq, a predicted model, not a curated record